Molecule: messenger RNA, 6031 nt
Organism: Calidris pugnax (ruff)
Lineage: Eukaryota; Metazoa; Chordata; Aves; Charadriiformes; Scolopacidae
Gene: WIPF1
Product: WAS/WASL interacting protein family member 1
Exons: 9
Coding region: 260-1207 (315 amino acids)
Molecular function (GO): actin binding
Source: RefSeq, a predicted model, not a curated record
CAUGCAGAAUUUCUACUUACGUAAGGAAAUGCAUAAUAAAUACGUACCCAGGCUCUGUGGUCCCCAGCGUUUCAGUUUCACAAUUAAUAGUUCUUGUUUUUUCCUUCCUUGCAGGAAUGUGCAGCCUGAGAAAUGGUGUUGCGGUCUAGCAGCAAGUGUGCUCUGAACUGAAUUUGCCAGGACUCCUAUUCUGUGCAGGCAUCUCUUCUGCUGGUGACCAGGUUUCUUAGCAAGACCAGACGGAGUUCAGCCUUCCACCAUGCCUGUGCCUCCACCUCCAGCUCCUCCUCCACCCCCAACACUGGCCUUGGCAAAUACUGAAAAGCCAACCCUAAGCAGGUCAGAACAAGCAGGGCGAAAUGCUCUAUUAUCUGAUAUUACCAAAGGAAAAAAGCUAAAGAAGACUGUUACUAAUGAUAGAAGUGCUCCAAUUCUAGACAAACCCAAAGGACCUGGUGGAGGUGGUGGCGGUGGCUUCGGAGGAGGUGGCGGUGGCAGCAGCGGGGGUUUUGGUGGUGCUGGCGGUGGCAGCUUUGGCGGUGGUGGACCACCUGGCCUUGGAGGCCUUUUUCAAGCUGGAAUGCCAAAGCUCAGAUCUGCUGCAAGUCGAGAUGCUGAUGCCGGGGGAGGAGGCCGCCCGCCCGCCCUGCCGCCCGGAGGCCGCUCCGCCGCCGCCAACGACGAGAUGCCGCGGCUGCCCCAGAGGAACCUCUCGCUGGGAUCCCCCUCGGCGCCCGGCGGCGGGGGGGGCCGCUCCGGACCCCUGCCCCCCCCGCCCAGCGAGAGACCCCCGCCGCCCGUCAGAGACCCCCCCAGCCGGUCAGGCCCCCUCCCGCCACCUCCUCCCAUAAGCAGGAAUGGAAGCACCUCAAGAGCGUUGCCCGCUACUCCCCAGCUGCCCUCCCGGGCAGGGCUGGAGAACCAGAGAGGUGGACCACGACCACCACUUCCCCCUGACCGGCCGGGCUCGGUAGCACCACCACCACCACCACCGCCUUCAUCAGCUGUCAGAAAUGGCUUCCAGGAUCCAGGUGAUGAUGAGUGGGAAAGCAGAUUUUCUUUUCAUCCUAUAUCUGAUUUGCCACCUCCAGAGCCAUAUGUGCCCGUGAACAGAAGUUAUCCCAGUAAACUAGCAAGAAAUGAAAGUAGAGGUGGCUCUGGCCGAAAAGAAAGAGGUGCCCCCCCGCUUCCGCCUAUACCGAGGUGAAAUGGGUUCUGGCCCAGCUUUGGGCAUCGUCUGUUUUCGAGUUUCCUUCGAGUCAGCUCUUCUGUCCACAUCAUUGGAAAGAUGUCUGUUUUGCUUUAUUUCCACUUUUGGCUUGUCAGCUGGAACAAACUUCAGUCUCUAUUACAGAAGUAAUAGACGCAGCUUAUGAACUAUAGUUGCUCAAAGCUAUACAUUUUAUUUGCUUAUACUGCAGGCUGUUGUGAAAGGCAUUUUGUGGACCAUAUACAACAUACGUGCAUCAUGCUUACCAUGUCCAGCCCUGUCCCCUUGAGAGCUCCACGGGAGGUCUGGCUUUGAAUCUAACGGAACAAAGCUGUUUCAUUCACUUCGGGUACAGUGGCUGUAUUAUUUGAAUGGUAAAGUACAGUCUAUUUUCUGUUUAAAAAAACAGUUGCUGGGGAAAACCGUGUAGCCAAGAGUCCCCUGGAUCCUUCUUUCCGUGCCUAACUUGAUCCAUCUGCUUCUGCAAGCCAUAGACCUACUACAUGGUGACCAAGAGUUCAUCCUUAAUCUUUUCACUUCAGCCUACCCAAGCAAACCUUAUUUUAAACAAUAGAUAGCACAUCCAAGGAUGGAGUAUGUCUGGCCUUGUUUUUAACUGUGGAGAAUCUUCCAAAGAAAAGCACAAGUGAAGAAUUCAGCAGCGCAAAAAUGUCUUUUUAUUUUAUCCCUUUUUCCUUGUUUUUUAAUAGUGUUAUGCUUUUAGUCACCUAAUUCUUUCCUGCUCUGAUGUGGACCAACCCACAGUUGUCUGUGUACUGGAUUAUUGUAAUGCCCUCUACCUGAGGCUACAAGAGAAGAGUCCUCAGAAAGUAGUCUUGGUGCAAAUGCAACAAUUACUGUAGUUGCAAGCUCCUUCUGUACAGCAUCGCUAACAUCAGUGCACCACCGACUGCUUUCCAGUUGUUUCUUUGGUACAAUUAAAAGAUGGGGUUUGACUUAAGAAGCUUCCUGGGCCUUAGGUCACAAGUCUCAGAGAGAUUUUGUAUUUGACUUGCUUUGCAGUAGAGCAGCUGAGGUCAAAAAUGUGUAUAAGUGAAAGCCCUUUGAUGUAGUGAAGGAGGUGUGGGGUUCGUGCAUUUGAGUGGGAGCAUUAGCUCCAAAAUUUGCUGUCUGCACUGGUUCAAGAGAAAUGGGAAGAUCUGGCCCUUUGAGUUUACCAUGAAGCCUAUCCUUUCAAACAUUGCUGAAGGGAGUCUCUGCAGAGAGCUGCAAGGCUUACAUUAAGAGAAAAGUAUUCCAACAUUGUGAUAAUUGGUUAAUAUGUUUAAUGGCUUUUGAAUUUUGUAGGUGAGAAAAGAGUUCAUUGUAUGAGUGCAUUUUACAAAUGGUUCUAAAUUCAUAUAAAAGGCCUUUGGAAGUUAGAGGAAGAUGAUAAUUAUAAUUUGCUCAAUGAUAGCUCUUUGUUAAUUGGACUUCUGAAGAUUAGCUCUGAAAAAUUUGUCCUCUGUCUCCUCAACAGUUUUGUUUCUUCAACAUACUCCUCAGCAUCCCUGUUGAGCCUGUAUCAGCAGUCAUGCUUCACAGGGAGUUGCUCAAAAACAAACAAAAAAAAAAGUGGUAGUCAUGUAGGUUAAGAAAAUGUUUCUCUAGCGUGGGAGACAAGAUCCUAAGCAUGCUCUGUGGCUAGAAUAGGUCAGUCCUUAAAAAUCUAAGGAAUUUAGCUGAGGAGAGUCUGGACCCCACUGAAGCGUUUGUGCCUAGAGCUUUUUGCUCUGUCAGUGGGUGUGGAGGGGCAGAUCCCCCCGACAGCCUGGGCAGUCACAGUGAAGGGGAUGAGACAGAGUUGGAUUUGGCCAGAUCAAAUUUCAUUUGGCCUUUUCAGUGUUUGUUUACAAAAUCUUGUUAGCUGUGAUAGCAUUUGGUUAUGUACCUGGUUUUUACAUUUUUAUAUCUAAUGACCUACUUUAAGUUACUGUUUAUGGUCUUGAACCUGCAAUUAAAUGCGCAGGCGCAGGGAUGUAUCUACAUCUAAUUGCAGGAUUAUGGCUGUAAGAGUUUCUUAAACAGAUACUAGUGGGACCGCCAUGUGACAGGUGCACCUCGGGAUCAAACCUAGCACAAUACUGAAUUUGUAUAUGUAUUUUAUGGAUGUCACUUAAAGUGCCUUUCUCUUUGGGAUAUUAUUAUGUGAAUAGAAGUCCAAAUAAGAUUUUUAGGAUAAUAACUUAAGGAUAAAUUAUUGUAUUCAUGUUUUUAAACUGAAGCACUUAUAACUUUCUAAGGAACAACAUUCUGAAUUUAAGAAUACAAUAUUUUCAGUACCUUGACCUGUCAAAUCCUUAUUCAUAUUGAAAGAGCUAUGCAUCCAAGAAAAAAACCAAAAAACCACCAAACCUCCAGAAACUAUACUUUUUUUGUAACUUACCUACUUCCAGCAUGACUGUUUUACUUUGAGUAAGUCAGUGAAAAUGCUGCACAUUGUUCUGCCAACUCUCCACAUCAUUCCAAGUAUUCUAUAUUUGAUCUUUAGAGCAAGGUUUUCUGACAAGAAAUUCUGGACCACUACCAAAGACUUGGCAAACCAGCUUCUGUCUCAACUUUAAAAUGUGUGUGUAAAAGGCCCUCAAGUCAACAAUCCAAGAAACCUGAGCUGCUUGGGUUUUAGCACUUCUUUGUACUAUAGAAGCCUCUUCAGAAUGGAUGUUUGGCAUAUAUGUAAAAUAGCUCAACAAGGCAGAAAGAGGUAUUUUUUUCACCUAACAGCAACCUUACUAUUUAUAUCUUUUGCAAUAAAAGUCCCUAGAUAUAUUCCAGAACAAUGCAGCAUUUUAUCAUUCAAUAUAUUGCUUCAUGUAUGAGUAGUAUUUACAAUAUGAUCAGUAUUAAAGUAUUUAUUUCACUAUGAAGUGUUAAAAAAGAAUACGAAACAGACUGAAACAAUGGUGCCUUAUGACUUUUUUAGUCAACUUUUCUGUGUCUCACUAGAAAAAUUAGUGGGCGUUGCUCCUCCGAGUCCUAAUGUAAAUAGUGCCGACAGUAGCAUUAUACAGUGUUUGAGCCAAGUCCUGCUGUUGUAAAGCACUCAGUCUGCUAAAUUCAGAUUGAGUUCAGAGUACAGAGAGACUCUUGGAACAGUCUUUAGGUGAGGUGUAGGUGGGCACUGGUUAGCCUCACAACCAAUCGUUGGUAUUGCUCUGGAAAUUGAAUCCUUUCCCCAAACCAGUGUCUCACUCUGCUGCCCAUACAGCCCAGCUGACUUCAGUGUGGGUUGCACAGGUGGACUACAUUUGAUUCACUGCUUGCAUAGAAGAUUUACUAGGUUUGUUUCAAUGGCACUGUAUUAUAAACCUUCACGCCUCAAACUAUCUUUUUAUGUCAUCACUAAGAUUGUGUGACAACAGCCAUGGAUGUUCGUUCUUGUUUCAUUCAAGUCAGUGAAUAAAAUGGGAAUAACUUUUGUACCACAUGACAAUAAUUUCUGCUCAAUAUUUUUAGAAGAAAAGCACUUGUUGUGUCUGUUAUGACUUUCUGCACCAGCCGUUGGGAGAAGAGUUCACAGUGAUUAAUGUUCAGAGUUGUUAAAGGAAGUUCAUCUUGUGCUUCAGGAAACAUGUAAUUCUGUAGAUGAACUGAUUCUUAAAUAAGGUCACAAAGUUCUUGUUUAGAAGCCAGAAUUUCCCAACACUAAAAGAAUCACAAGAAUGAUUUCUUUUUUUCUGCCAGACUGAACUAUUAAAGAAGUUCCUUAAAUUGUCACUUAAAAAAAUGGACAGUAGUUUCUCCUUGCAGCAAUAAUUGUUUACAUGCCACUUGUGGAAGUAGGUCUCUGUUGGAGCAGAGGAUGAGAGAACUAAACUGCUGUCAUGCUUCACAUAUAUUGUAACACAACCAUUUCCCGUGCAGAAGUACGGAAAUGGAAAGGGUACUUUUUGCCUUGGAAGCAAAGAAUGGAGUUGAAUGACCAAACUGGGAUUAUUUCAAGCAGAAUGUCAAAUGUCAAGAGACCUAGAGAGGGCCCCUCAGCCACAGGAUGCUGGAUAGGAGAAGAUUGCUCAAGGAAAUAAAAACCAAUUGGCCAAAUGUUGCUAUCAAUACUAGAUUACAAAUUAGGAUAUAAAAUGUACACGUGUGUAAUGCCACAUCACAAUAGCAUGAGAACUGUUGUCUCAUAGUCAGGUGCAAACAACCUGUUAUGGCGGUACAUCGACUCUGUAUGACAUGUGUUGUAUGAACUUUAAUCUUCCAAAUGGGGUUCAUCACAUCAUAAGGGGAAUCUCUUCCCUGAGAUAUCCAAUGACACAUUAAGUGUAGCUAAUUCAUGGAAUGGUUCUUCAUAUAUGUUGGGAGACAACAGGGAUCUUGUAGCCUGUAAGGUGGAAAUGUCUGGACCGUUUGGUUAAAAUGUAAACCUCAACCAUUGGGAAAAAGGGCCUUGUUGGAGUUACUCAGCAGAAGCAGGGCACGUGUAUUCUCAGUGAGUGAGCACACAGCAGGUAGGUAGGUAGUCUAAAAGGAAAAAUGGGACCCGCACGUCUUAAAAGAGGGAGUAACCCUUCAGUACGUUGCCUCUUUGAAAUACACUUUGUGCUAAAUAUUCUUUAGUGUAAACUAGAGCAUGCAAAGGAAGACAUCUAAAUUUGGACUUCCAAAGCCACGCAGGUCUGUGAAAGAGAGUGAAACAUAACUUAAAACGUAGGCUGAGCAGAAAGUAAGAUGUUUUUAUCAGAUACUUACAGUUUGAGCUUUUUAUAAAAUAUUAAUCUAGUUCUGUGAAUAUUUUUUUGCUUAACAUUUAUUUUGUAUGUGAUUUUGUUCUCCUUAUUUUUCUGUCCUAUGCCAAAUAAAUUUUACUUUUAUUUA